AUGGAAGAGAUCAGCAAGAAUCAGAAAUCGUAUAGAGGUGUGAAUACAGGAACCUCCGAAUCGAUCGCCCUUCCUCUCGCCGCCGAGCCUAUAGAAGAUUACUCUGAAUUUUUUCCAGAGGACAAUGGACGCGAUAAAGAAUCCCUCGAGGCCGACCAGGAAUUCACAGACCUGGAUCAACAAACCCUAGAUGACAUUUCCUUCCUCAUCAACGAAAGUCCGCCAGACGAUGAAGACUUCGAAGAUGACUUGGAAGAUAUUUGUUCAGGUGCAUCCGGCAAACAAGAUACCGACUCCCACAGUAAGUUCGGUUCGCAAAGUGGUCGAGGUCAAGUUUCCCCCCAAGCCGACAACUCGUCUAGCAACAAUAAAAAUCAGAAUGGCCGGAGAAAACCUGGGCGGGGGGAUUUCUUAGAAGAAAGCUCCUUGGAUUACUACGCACAGACCCACCCUGCCGUGGUGGGACCACGGCAUCCAGAUUCCCCCCCUGUCCGUCACCCGAGAGCUUUGACUUUGAUAAUUCGGGAAGGUUUAACCAAGACUCAGGGGCUUGGAACCCCAGCUAGACCACGCGAAGAUGCGCAAGGAGUCCUUCGAAAUCGAACAAGGGAUGGGCUGACCGCCAAGAACGCAAUUCUCGUGAGUUUUUUCUUAGCUUUCAUUGAUGAGGGGUAA
Messenger RNA from Puccinia triticina, 675 nucleotides. RefSeq lists its product as uncharacterized. The record is from RefSeq and is a predicted model, not a curated record. The transcript has 6 exons. Bases 1 to 675 code for a protein of 224 amino acids. NCBI's taxonomy places the organism in Eukaryota, Fungi, Basidiomycota, Pucciniomycetes, Pucciniales, Pucciniaceae.